AUGAUGAACUUCUCGCUGGUCAGAUGCUAAUUUUAGUAAAAAUGUUAACAGAAAUGAUAACGUUUUCUUUCAGGUUUUGACUUGGCGACAUUAUUAGAAAUGUAUACAGUAUACUCCUGUUAACUGGAGUGUCACUGGUUUAGCUGACUGUAUAAUUAUAACUGGUUAACGUCAGCUAUAAAAGCGAGGCUAUAGCAAUAUUUACUUAAUAAUCUAAUCGAGCGUGCUAGCUAGAAUCAGACUAGAAAAUACAACUAUUUUCUAGCCUACUAGAGUGGGGUGUGACCACAGUAGGUGGGUGUGACCACGGAAGACUCCCAGUUUGUCGAGUCACAUAGGAGCAGCCGAUUCGUUACGUAAGACGCCUGUCAAAAUCCAGCAACAGAAGGCAGGGGUAGGCGGUGACCAGCGGUGUUUUGUUCUCAAGACAUUUGGUGACAAGAUGAGGGCGACGAGUUUUCUCCAUUCUAUGCUCACUGCAGCGGUGAUGCUGCUGUUGAUGGUUGAGCUUCUGUGCUUUAGGCCCAUUGAUGCCAACCAGGAGUCGGGGACAGUCAUUCCGGCUGAAAGCCGACCUUGUGUCGAUUGCCAUGCUUUUGAGUUCAUGCAGAGGGCUCUGCAAGAUCUGAAGAAGACUGCAUUCAACCUAGACUCACGAACUGAGAGCCUGGUACUGAGGGCAGAGAAGAGGGCACUGUGUGACUGCGUUCCAGCCAAUGCUCUCAGCUGAGUGGUCAGUCCCAACUGAGCACCGCUUCAUCUGGACCUGUAACACUCAUUCUCCCGCUCCUCAGUUCAAAAUAGAGUCACACACAUCCGAACCCUGCAGCCUUUUGUCAGUGACCAUCCCUCCACUUUUUUUGAGCCUGAAGUUACCAGAAUUUGGCACACAUUAAAAACAAAUUUUUUGCUCUUUCAUUCAAGGGCUGUCAAGUUGUCCCAGUCUUCUGAAAUGGGUCAAAUCUGAAUACAUAGCAAAAUCAGCAUUGGAGGAUUUGAAAAUGUAGUGUUGCCAUUUUGAGGCAGGGUUUCUUUUCUGGACCAAAAAUACUGGAGUUACAAAUGACACCACAGAGUUCAGUUUGAGCCUUCACUAGACCCCUCUACUCCCUUCAUACAGAAGCUAGUAUCAUACAAGGGUUAGCAAGCAUGUAUAUGUUUAUGAAGUCAAAGAUAAGCUCCAUAUGUAGUUAAUUUAUACAUUAAUGUUGAUUAAUGGCAUAUUAUUUGCACCAUAGUGUUUGCACUUUAGAUUAGUUAAAUGCGCAGUGGAAAGUUUUAAAAUAGGAAUAAAUUAAUGGUAUUGUAAGUUGAAAAUACGGACUGAUAACACUUUUUGUGGAAAAGUUUGCGUUGUAUUUGUGGUGUGAAGUGCCAGGCCUUUUAGAACUGAAAUGUUUUAGUUUUUUUGGUAUAUCCAGUUAUUUUGCACAAAUGGUACACAUAUGGGGAACAUGCCUGUGGACGCACAUCAUAGACUAGUGUAGGUUCUACAAAACUCAGAAAAAGUAAUAUUUCUGUCAAACAUUAACUGUUGAGGUGCAUUAUGAAAGCUCUUAAUAGAAGGAAUGGUGAUUGUUUAGUGCUCUGCUUUUGCACGCACACAAGCUCAAGGGUUUUCCACAGAGAAGGCUGUUUAUUGUGCAGAUUUAUAGAAAGGCAGGUACUCCGGUAGAGCUAGGGAGAAAAUAUGUAGCUUUCAAACAAAGAAGUUUAGGAAAAUCAGCAUUUGUGGCAUUGAUAUUGUGUUGUUAUUACUUGUGAAAAACUGUCUUUAUUUUCUACUGUACGUUGAUGUUUGUCAAAUAAUUACAGUUCAUGUCCUCUGUAAGUUAUUCCAUAUUAAAACAUUCACUUAUGUUUAA
Messenger RNA from Anguilla rostrata (American eel), 1865 nucleotides. It is a transcript of the gene nicol1, whose product is annotated as NELL2 interacting cell ontogeny regulator 1. Bases 443 to 730 code for a protein of 95 amino acids. NCBI's taxonomy places the organism in Eukaryota, Metazoa, Chordata, Actinopteri, Anguilliformes, Anguillidae. The transcript is spliced from 4 exons. The record is from RefSeq and is a predicted model, not a curated record.